Messenger RNA from Aspergillus ochraceoroseus IBT 24754, 546 nucleotides. RefSeq lists its product as uncharacterized. The transcript has a single exon. Lineage: Eukaryota; Fungi; Ascomycota; Eurotiomycetes; Eurotiales; Aspergillaceae. Bases 59 to 433 code for a protein of 124 amino acids. The record is from RefSeq and is a predicted model, not a curated record.
UGACAAGACCGUCCAACUGGUGCGACCUGGUACUUUCUCUCUCACUAAUCUGCUGGUGAUGCAUUUUUCUCUCUCCUCCACCCCUCCUCUCUCUCUCGAUUUCUGUUUCUUUCUUUCAGAUCUAUUGCCCUUUUUCGACCUUUGGGGGUUUUACCUUAGGCCUACUCGGCAAUCUCUUGCUUUUUCUUCGGGUUUCUGCUCUGCUUUGAUCUUGUCCUCCUUCAUCUUCAUCCUUUUUUUUAAUUUCUCUCUCUCCCUCUCUCUCUCUCUAUUUUCCCUUUUAUCUUCCCGAAAUCGAUUUCACACACUCUCUCUUUCUCUUUCUCUUUCAAAUCGCUGUAAGAGCGGCAUCUCCCGUGGAAUCAAAAAGUGCCUAGGACCCCCCCCCUCCUUUUCCCAGGUUGAAAGAUGCGAGUCAUUUUUGAUCAGAUAAUUCUCCCAUUUUAAAGAAGACAACAGCAAUCCCUCAGUGUCAUCUGGGUUUACCUGUCAGACACUGAGAGGUUCAAAUAGAACGAUUCUUUAUACUUGAAUCCCCCCCCCCCC